AUGCCUUCACCGUCAGACUCCAGCAGCGUGGCCUCUGCCUCGGGGUCUCGAGGAUGGUCGGACAGCCGCAGGGGCAUGUCGGGCCGUGGGCCUGGUGGUGCACGGCUGCUCCUGUACCUGGGGCUGUGCCACCUGGGCCUAGGGGCCAUGGUCCUGGCCUUCUCUUUCACCAGCAUGGCCUUCACCUCCUCGGCUCGCGUGAGGCAGUCCUGUCCAUUUUGGGCUGGCUUCUUUGUGGUGGCGUCAGGAAUAGUGGGGAUAAUCUCAUGGAGGAGACCUUUGACACUGGUGGUGUCACUGUUCAUGCUGCUGUCAGCAGUGUGUGUGAUCCUCAGUCUGGCCGGCUCGAUGCUCUCCUGUCAGAAUGCACAGUUGGUCAAGUCCAUGCUCACCUGCCAGGUAGAGAAUGGUCUGUGUGUGUGUUGCGCGCCCACUCAGUCCUGCUCCAUCACAGAAGAGGAGACCCUGGUCCUCUACCUGAAUGCUGACUGCCACUCGGUCAGACAUCAGCUGAAGGACCUUUUGUUCAGUGCUUGUGGUCUCAGCAUUCUGUCAACCAUCAUCUGUACUUUGUCCACCGUGACCUGCAGUAUUCACAUAUUCUCCCUGGACCUUGUGCACCUGCUGGCCCCCCAUCGCUCUCGUUCAGUCAACCCAGAAUGCACCACUCCUCAGGAUGCCUUCCUGACCAACAUCAUGGACUUUGAGGAGUUUGUCCCACCCAUCCCUCCGCCUCCCUACUAUCCUCCUGAGUACACCUGCAGCUCUGAGACAGACGCUCAGAGCAUCACAUAUAAUGGCUCCAUGGAGAGCCCUGUUCCCCUGUACCCCACUGACUGCCCCCCUCCUUAUGAAGCUGUGAUGGGACAGAGAGCUGCCAGCCAGGCAACAAUGUUUGACCCCCACGGCACUGAGCUGUCUGGAGAGAGAGGAACUUCUACUGCCUUCAGUGGAGAAGUGUCCAUGGACAGUGGAUCUCUGUUGAUGUCAGAGAUUGUGGACAUCCCUGAUGAUUCCUCCCCAUCGGAGGACUCCUGUCUGAUGGAGGUUGGGCUAAGGCCCCAUGGGGAGAGAGGCAACAGGUCCGCUGGUGAGGGGGAAGACGGAGGAGAGUACAUCAACUUCCGUUGUCCUCCAUCUCACACACCAGAGAGUCCCCUGGCAGGAGGGCCAAGAGCCCGGUGCUUCCUCAGAGGAGAGAGGUCCAACUCCUGCUCAUCUCCCAGCACAGCCACCACAACGUACAGGUCUCCAGUAUUGCGUCGCCAAGCCAUGCUAGCUAGUAGCUGUUCUCAGCUGGACGCAAUAGGAGGCUCCAUCUCUGAACAGCAAUCCUCCAUCCCAGAGAUUCGAGUUCGCCCCUCCACUCCCUCACGCCAAGGAGCUGCUCCGACCUCCUCUGCUCCUCCCACUUCAUCCUCCUCGGCUGCCAGUGAGCAGGGCAGUGGUCUGGGUAACGGGCCGCCCCUCCCACGUCAACCAUUGUACUUUCGACGAAGGGCAGGGAAGAGUGAGAAGGAUGGAGAGAGUGUAAGAGGGGAUAGCGAAGGGCUGCUACGCCUCGUGAGGUCACACAGUGAGCCAGGCCUCGGCUCCUCGACUGAUACAGUUGACUUUGGCUCUGGAAGCAGCAAGGCAUCUGUAGACACAGGUCCAUCCUCUGAGGCGUGUCUGUUGCCCCGCACUUCUUUGCCUCCUGCUGCAGCUUUGCCCAGAAAAGGCAGCAUGAAAUCAACAGCCACAGGGGUGCAGGUCCCUGCCAAACCUCCACCGACGUCGCCACUGCGUUUACCUAAAGACUGCCACCGUUCCCUUGGAGACCUCAAGGUGACUCGAGUCCUCGUCGCUCGUUUCCUGCAGCGCUCCAAACGGAACCUAGCUCCCUCCUCCGAGCAUCCUGGGAGCACAGGGCAGGGGCCUAAGAGGCGGAGUGGUACUGAGGGUGCUGCCACCAACCACCUACCCCUGGAGCAAAUAUUGAGGACCUCUUGGAGCACCGGCCGAGGACAACCCAACCCUCACACUCAUCAUCCACCUCAUCAUCGUGGACACCACCAUUCCCAUAGUGACAGUCGACACAACCGGCACUGUAGCGGCUGGGCACCAGAGGGGAUCCACCUGCGCAGCUGUGGAGAUUUAAGCUCCUCCUCCUCGGUGUCACUAUGUCGAUUGGUGACGCCUUAUCCGACGCAUGGGUCAUCGGGUGCUCUCUACUCAGAGUCUGCACUGUGAGGAGGGGAGAAGGUUGACGGAGGGAUUGGAGGAAAAUAGAGGCAUACAAAAGGGCAGGGUUGUAGGGCAAAAAAGGCAGGUUGAUGAUAAGGAGACUCUAAGGCAGGAUUUAGUCAACUGAAAACAUCUAGUAUUGAAAUUUUGAACAUCUUCACUCCUUUUUGUCACUUCCGUUUCCUGAACCCAACUGUGCAAAUGGCCUUAUUCAGUGGUGCUCUUUAUCACUCGGAAUAUCAACCAGGAGCUCAAACUUAUUUCACUCUUCAACAUCAGUGAAACAGGCAUUUGAUGCUUAUUUCUGGCAAGUGUGGUCUGUCUUCUAACAGAACAAAUCCAUUAUGAGCUGAGACAAACCUACCAGAAGCAUCUUUUCCCCUGUACUCUCCACUUCCCUCCUCUCAAUAUUCAUCUGCAAACAUCCCUUUCCUCAAGACUGGAGACAGAACUCAACUAGCGUUCUUGCUACAACAACCAUUUACUCAUGUACAUUCAAUCUAUUGCAUAAGUAUGGGUUGCAAUAUGCAUCUGGCCCUUUUGUACAUUGCUAUAUAUCCACAGGAUCGCUCAGGUGACGUGAUCAUAGAAACUCUUAUUUUGUCUUCCAUUGAUUAAAAAAAAUGCAUCUCAAUAAACAUAUAGUUAGCUGAGUACUAUGUAAGAUAAGCAGAUGAGGUUUCACAUGAGGACAAAUGCACUCACAUGGAAAACCCUAUACUGAGUUGCUAAUUUUGACUUUUUCUUUUUGCAAGUCAGAUUCCCACUUUUUCCACACUUUGACAGCCCCGCAUUGACAUUCAGAGAAAGGCAGCCAGCAUUUCUAACACUGACUUUACUGCACGCCACAGACACACGUUCAGCCUUUGAAAUCUAUUCUCUGUGUGUGGCCACUGGACAUGAUGGUUUGAUUUGCAUAUGUGCAUGUUUUGCUAUAGCCUCCUGGAUACAGCAGGAACCUUGACCGUCUGUGUAACUAAGUAACAUGUCCUCAGAAUGUCGUUAUCUGCAUGUUUUGACAGUGCUUAUUACUUUUUCUCCUCUUGCACCCAAGACCUAUGACAGUAGCCAUUUGAAUUGUGUUUGUGUUAAUAGAUAGCUGAAAGGAAUGGUCAGUCAAAGAUAUGCAGUGUUCCCAAAGUUUACUUGCCAGAUGGCUCCAAAAAUGCCUCUGCAUCUUAAUUUGAUUUUGAUGGGUUUUGAAAAUGUUUGGAGUGCACAGGCAUAUCUAUGACAAAGGCUAAAGCAGCCUGAUCCUAUAAGAUAAAGAGGUUUAAAUUGCACUGUGACUCAGACGACAUGAAGAGUCUCUUGCAGUAAAUGUAAAGACAUUAUUUUUCACAAAGUUGUGCUUCACACUAUGUGUUGGCACGGUUCACUUUGGACUUGUAGGAGGUUGUGUGUGGAUGGUUAAAUUAAAAAAAAACCCACAAAAAAGAAGUUCCCUUGGGCUGCAGACACUCCAGUGACAGUGAAAAUAUGAUGGGUCUGGCAGCUCUGGUUACUGGAAUUUGAAGUGCAUCAGUAUAUGCGUGUCAGAUUGGAGUUUUUUUCUUUGGAAAGUCUGACCCCAUAUAAGUAAAGGCACACUUUGGAGACACACAGAUACCGGCACACUCAUACACUCCCUUAUCAAGGCACUGAGCUAUGUUUCUACCUCCUGUCUUGCAUAAAACAUUAUUUAUUUGAAGAAAUGUAUAUCUGUAUGGCAGGCUUAGCAGGAUAGAGCCUUGAAUAAUAAAUGUAUCUUAAUAUGACACCUAUUCCAGAU
Messenger RNA from Xiphias gladius (swordfish), 3997 nucleotides. RefSeq names its product family with sequence similarity 189 member B (gene entrep3). Gene Ontology annotation, cellular component: membrane. The transcript is spliced from 14 exons. The record is from RefSeq and is a predicted model, not a curated record. The coding region runs from base 1 to 2232 and encodes 743 amino acids. Lineage: Eukaryota; Metazoa; Chordata; Actinopteri; Istiophoriformes; Xiphiidae.